Solanum dulcamara is the source of this 1458-nucleotide messenger RNA. Its product is annotated as probable N-acetylglucosaminyl-phosphatidylinositol de-N-acetylase. Gene Ontology annotation, biological process: GPI anchor biosynthetic process. Gene Ontology annotation, molecular function: N-acetylglucosaminylphosphatidylinositol deacetylase activity. The record is from RefSeq and is a predicted model, not a curated record. The transcript is spliced from 12 exons. NCBI's taxonomy places the organism in Eukaryota, Viridiplantae, Streptophyta, Magnoliopsida, Solanales, Solanaceae. Gene Ontology annotation, cellular component: endoplasmic reticulum. The coding region runs from base 272 to 1048 and encodes 258 amino acids.
GUCGCCCAGUAUUAAAUUUUCUCCACACUCUCUCUCUAUAUCUCCCGUUUCCUCUUUGAUUUUCCCCUCUUCCUCUCCAAAAUAUCAUCUCUAAUAUUACAAGGCACCAUGGCUCAUAUAUCUUUCUUCGGGGUUUGUAAACUGCACAAUAAAAUUAAAUCAGUUCCAAUAUCUGUGUACUAGAUCCAACAUCGUUGUUCCAAAGAAGAAAAUUGAUUUGCAUGCAGAUACAAUUCUGUGCUAUCUGUUGUUCUGCUAGCAAAUAAAUUAAAUGGAGUGGCUAGUAAUCAUCAUUACAUUGGUUGUGCUGUGGGUGGCUUCACUCUUUAAAAUUCUCCACGAAUCUCUCUCUGCCUCACAAGCUGCAGUUUUAAAUGAUGUUGGAGUUUUUCGCGAGAGAAAUGUCUUAUUGGUUAUUGCCCAUCCUGAUGAUGAGUCUAUGUUCUUUACUCCAACCCUUAAUUAUUUGUCUUCGAGAGGAUGUAAUUUGCACAUAUUAUGCAUGUCAACAGGUAAUGCAGAUGGUAUGGGCAAUGUCAGAAAAGAAGAACUCUAUUUAGCCUCGAUUGUGCUUAAGAUUCCACAAAAGCAAGUGAAAGUCCUUGACCAUCCAGAUCUACAGGAUGGUUUUGGCAAAUCAUGGAACUCUAAGUUAUUGUCAAAGAUUAUCAAGGAGGAAAUUGCCAAUUGUGCAAUUGAUUUGGUCAUAACUUUUGAUAAUUAUGGAGUCUCAGGUCACUGUAACCAUCAGGAUGUUCAUCAAGGUGUACGAAAAUUAUUGCAAGAUACUUCACAUAAAGAAGUUGACGCCUGGGAGCUUGUUAGCACUAACAUAUUGCGCAAGUACAGUGGACCAGUGGACAUAUGGUUGUCCCUUCUAUCUGCUAAGUUCCAUUUAAGUGGAGUGGUGCAUUGCUUGCUAAAUGAACAUCCCAGAAGGAGCUUAGCUGCAAUGGCUCAGCACAAGAGUCAGUGGGUUUGGUUUCGCAAGCUAUUUGUUUCUUUCUCAAGUUACACAUAUGUCAACUGCCUUAAGAAGAUCAAUUAAAUACAUGUAAGUUUAUUGGUUCCUCAAGAUACUUGAUCAACCAAAUGUUGGUUCAGCAAAUGGGAAUAGUAGGUAAACCCGCUUAGUUGAUCAGUCUCGCAUCUCAGAAGCUUUAUAAAGCGAAGGCAGUGUUAGAAUUAUUGGUAAUUGCAGAAAUAGUUGAGCCCCCACUCGGUGUCCAGUACUCGCAUUGGGCCCGAUGCUCUUUUUAUUUUAUUUUAUUUUAUUUUAUUUUAUUAAGUUAUUAGUGGUUUUGUUUUGGUGUGGAUUUGGUGGCACAAAGCCAGUUAAUUAAAGACUAGUUCCCAUUCUAACUCUUUUCUUUUUUUUGGCUCCUCUUUUGAACAACAUUGCUGGACUUUUGGCUUAAGAAUUGACAUUGCCUUUAAAGAGUGGUUUAUUUACCAUUA